Tachysurus vachellii is the source of this 2247-nucleotide messenger RNA. It is a transcript of the gene oclnb, whose product is annotated as occludin b. Bases 123 to 1529 code for a protein of 468 amino acids. Gene Ontology annotation, cellular component: apical plasma membrane; bicellular tight junction; cytoplasmic vesicle. Gene Ontology annotation, biological process: bicellular tight junction assembly. The record is from RefSeq and is a predicted model, not a curated record. The transcript has 9 exons. NCBI's taxonomy places the organism in Eukaryota, Metazoa, Chordata, Actinopteri, Siluriformes, Bagridae.
UGUACCUGUACGUGCUGCGUAUAAGGCACCUGAGAGAUACGACUUCUGUAGCGCAGGUGAACAGGUGUCUUAUUUAUCUUGAAUUUCGGAUUGAUAUCAGAUUUCCAUCAGAAGACACCAUCAUGCCUUCACCUAGACACACCAACAGUAACAGCAAGCGGACUCAUAGAAUGUCACACCACACGUUCUCACACUACCCUGACGAACAAAUGCUCCACUUCUAUCGCUGGACGUCACCACCUGGUGUGAUCAAGAUCCUGAGCAUCAUUAUCGUCAUCAUGUGCGUGGCAGUGUUUGCCUGUGUGGCAUCCACACUGGCAUGGGACUAUGAAAUGGAUGGCAUGGGUAUGAUGGGCAUGGGCAUGGGCAUGGGAAGCAUGGGCGGUAUGGGCUACUACGGAGGAGGAGGCUAUGGCUCAAACAUGUAUGGAGGUGGUGGCAUCGGCGGUGGGUCAUAUGGCACGUAUGGUGGGAGCUACGGUGGGACCUACAUGGACCCUACGACAGGCAAGGGCUUCAUCAUUGCCAUCUCUGCCAUCACUUUCAUUGCAGCGCUUGUCAUCUUUAUCCUUGUGGUGUCAAGGCAGGGCUCAGCCAGGUCCCCAAGGUUCUACCUGGCAAUAAUCAUCAUCUGUGCGAUUCUGGCCUUGCUCAUGCUCAUUGCUAGCAUAGUGUACCUGGUAGCUGUCAACCCCAUGGCACAAGGGUCUGGCUCCAUGAUGUACAACAUGAUGUGGCAACUGUGUGGCCAGUACCAAAACCAACCACAAGCAUCAGGCCUACUUAUCAACCAGUACAUGUACCACUAUUGUGUAGUGGAACCUCAGGAGGCCAUUGCAAUUGUUUUGGGAUUCCUGGUGGGCAUAGGGCUCAUCAUUCUCAUGGUGUUUGCCAUUAAAACCCGUUCCCAGAUGAACCGGUAUGGGAGUCACCGCGUGCUCUGGGAGGAACCCUAUUCCAAUGAUGGCCUUUCUCAUGGUGUCGAAAAAUGGGUGACUGACGUAUCUGGGGGUCCUGAGACUUACCUGAAUGACCACAACGAUCACGUUGGCAACUCACGGAAUUAUCUGGACCAACCCCUGGACAUGAAGAAGCCUCUCUAUCUGCCUGGUGACUCCGACACGACCAGCACAACGAUUGUGUUGAAAGGCCGAGCGAGAGACUACGACACGGGAGCAGAAUCGGCAGAUGAUCUGGAUGAUUCUGACUAUGACGGCGAGUUCCCUCCGAUCUUGAACGAAAGCGAGCGGGUGGAUUAUAAGCGUGAGUUCGACCACAAUCUCAUGGAGUACAAGCGUCUGCAGGCUGAGCUCGACGACAUCAACCAGGGGCUGGCAGACGUGGACAGAGAACUUGACAGCCUUCAGGAAGGAAGCCCACAAUUCCUGGAUGCCAUGGAGGUAUACACACGCCUGAAGAGCUUGAAAAGGUCAUCAGAAUACCAGGUGAAGAAGAAGAGAUGCAAACAGCUGAAAGCCAAGCUGGCACUUCUUAAGAAGAGGGUGAAUGAUUACGACCGGAGACCAUGAGCCUUAUGUUGAUAUUGUUGCUUUUGAGCCAUUACAAACACUAAGCUUUUUUUCUCCUCUAGUUUUAUUGUACAUUUUGUAGUGUAACAUUUGCUCUGCUGUGUGUUUUUUAUUCUGGAGUUUCUCUGCUGUAUAAUAACCCGUGAUGGGAUAAAUGUGAAAACGAAGCAGGAUGCAGUAUCAGGAUGAAUUAUCAGAAUGUUUGUGCCAUCAGCAUGAAUAAAUUAUGGGCUCAGGCUCAGGCUGAGAGCUGCACUAUAGAAACUGUUUGUGGAAUCAGAACAAUAAAUGUAAAUCCUGGAAGCACUUUACAAAUUCUGACUUGAUUAAAAUGUAAUCAUCAGCUUGUAGGAUCAACAGAGUGUUCCAGACUCGAAUAUAUGAAAAGGAAAGACUUUAGACAUUUAAGACCCAGGUUUUUUUUUAAUAUUGUAUUUUAUUUGAAUUUAUUUUUGUAAAUGAUGUCUCUUUUUUCAUGAUAUUAUAUUAUAUAAUUUGUUAUAAUACUGCAUUAUUAUAGAAUAUUGAAAUUUUCUGUCUUCUAAUUUCAUACAUACGUUUUCUACAGCAUUUGUGGGCAACAGUAAUUUUACGUUUUUAUUUUUUUAACGCAAGUUUCUGAUUUCUUGUUUGUUGUGUGGAAUCAGUUCCGAAUUCCGCCUCAGUCUUUUGCAUGCACAUUCUGUAUUGAACAACUUAUUAAAUAAUGUAUUAUUUA